CAAGGUAGUGACUCACGAUCAAAAGAAAUUAAAACAAAAUUUAUAUGAAAAUUUGUAACUUCGCUGCCAGAAGUGAAAGAUUUUUAUUCGACGAUAAUAAUUAUUCCUUUCGGGAAAAAAUUUGCACAUAAAUUAGGAGUAUAAUAUACUAUAUAUUGUUUGGGUUUGACCGAACGCAUACAGUUUAUAUAUUACUAAUGCCAGUCAAGGUAUUGCAAAAGAUGUCGUCGAACGAAGAAGUUGGCCCAGUAAAUGGUGAACAAAAUCCUAUUAUUACUGUUAGUUCGUCUGAGGAAAAUGAAAUGAACGAAGAUGUGCGUGAUGCUUUGCAAGUACCACAAGCAACCAGAGAGUUGACACAGACAGACCGGAUAAACAAGCAUUUGUUGAAAUCAUUUCUUGAUCGGAUAAAUGCUACAGGCCAAAUAAUGGAGCAUUUUUCAACACAAACGCCACAUACACCGUUUUCUGGAAACGAAAUUGACGAUUUCGAAGAACAAUUGUUUAUUGGCACACAAAUUAUGUAGUUUCACAUAAAAUUAUUUAGAUUUAAGUUUGUUUCCGGUGAUGUAUAAAUAAUCUCCCUUUCAUAUGUAUGGACUUUUGAUAAAUAAAUUUUCACAUGUGGUUUAUUAUCUUA
Anastrepha ludens (Mexican fruit fly) is the source of this 640-nucleotide messenger RNA. RefSeq lists its product as uncharacterized. The transcript has a single exon. The record is from RefSeq and is a predicted model, not a curated record. NCBI's taxonomy places the organism in Eukaryota, Metazoa, Arthropoda, Insecta, Diptera, Tephritidae. The coding region runs from base 198 to 527 and encodes 109 amino acids.